AUGCCCGCCAAUGGGUUCACGUACAUCGGUGUGGACGGCCGCUCCCACCAACCUCAUCAACCUCUUACGCUGAACAACGGCGCACCCGCACACCACCUAAAUAAUGGUUCCUUACGUUCUCUACCGGAUAAAAAAAAUAACCGCAACGGCGUUGUCUGCCACCCUGAAAACUUCCAGAGAAAUCUCGACACCCGCUAUUCCAGAAAGCAGGAAAAUGGGUAUAUGCGAAACUCAGAGACCGUAAUGGGGUUUCCUCGAGAUCGCGACAGAGACUACGAGCGAGAACUGCCGGACUAUAGUGAACCGGAGUACUCUACUAUUCAUGAGGGCUACGGAAGACCGACGGAUGACUAUCCGCGAUCCUGCAGUCAUUCCAACACCUUCAAUUGUUGA
Parnassius apollo (apollo) is the source of this 393-nucleotide messenger RNA. Lineage: Eukaryota; Metazoa; Arthropoda; Insecta; Lepidoptera; Papilionidae. The record is from the annotation of a GenBank genome assembly.